AUGUAUUCUUCAAGGCUUGUCCAGGUGCUGGUCGUGGUGGUGUCCAUCCUCUGCAUGGCGCAGGCCACCUGGUGGGAUAAUCAAAGAGUUCACCACCGAGGAUUAAUUCGACGAGCGGAUUCCCUUUCCGGUGCUCUGAAUGACUUGACCGGCUCUCCAAGUCCGAGCAGCCCACCUCCAUCAUCUUCGACUCCAGCGCCGCCAGCGCCGCCACCGACCCAAAGCUCCAGCUCUACGCCUGCUGAUUCUGAUUCCACGUCCUCUGACGAGGGACAAUCAAGCACCUCUGCACCUCCGUCUUCUACUCCACCCCCGGACUCAUCUUCAACGUCAACUCCUGCCCCUGGUGGUACUACCAGCUCUCCUUCUUCCACCUCGGCGGGCUCUACCACUGCCGGUCCUGAGUCGACCACACCUUCCGCCUCUGCUCCAUCCACGACGCCUCCCCCCGAAAGCACCUCGUCUUCUAGCGACAAGGAAAGCAGCGACAACAAGACUACCGAUGGAGGAGACGACAAGGAUGCAUCUUCUGAUAAGCCGCAACAGCAAACUACCUAUGUCUCAACCAAGAUCGAAGUUGUUAUCAAGACCAACUCUGAUGGCUCCAAGCAAACCCAAACCACCACGACAAUGACCACCGAGACAGCAGCCCUCAACGCCGAUAACUCUAAACCUACCGGCAUGUCGGUUCAGACUCGUAACACCAUCAUCGGUGUCUGUGUCGGCAUUGGCGGUGCCAUUAUCCUCGGCACCGGCAUCCUGUUCGCCUUCCGAGUCUGGGGCCGCAAGAAGCAUGCCGAGGAAGCCGAUGGCCUCAUGGCUUACAACGCCGACAUCGUUGCCGCCGAGAAGUCUCCCCGAGGUAGUUCGUCGGGUGGACAGCGGAAUCCGUUCCAGUCGACGCUGGAGAACUAUCACCAGCCAGUAAAUGCGUCGGCCAACUUUUAA
Messenger RNA from Trichoderma aggressivum f. europaeum, 948 nucleotides. RefSeq lists its product as uncharacterized. The coding region runs from base 1 to 948 and encodes 315 amino acids. The transcript has a single exon. The record is from RefSeq and is a predicted model, not a curated record. NCBI's taxonomy places the organism in Eukaryota, Fungi, Ascomycota, Sordariomycetes, Hypocreales, Hypocreaceae.